Messenger RNA from Acyrthosiphon pisum (pea aphid), 818 nucleotides. Its product is annotated as coiled-coil domain-containing protein 86. Bases 170 to 529 code for a protein of 119 amino acids. The record is from RefSeq and is a predicted model, not a curated record. Gene Ontology annotation, cellular component: nucleolus. The transcript has 3 exons. NCBI's taxonomy places the organism in Eukaryota, Metazoa, Arthropoda, Insecta, Hemiptera, Aphididae.
AUGGACACAUGGUCCGAAACUGUCUCAUACUCUCAUUAGUCUUUAAUUUUACUCUUCGGAUUAUAUAUUAUAUUGUAUAUUAUUAUAAUCAUUUAUCACAAAUCCCUAUUCCCUAGUCUCUAUUUUGUAUUAAUUUACAUUAUAUGUACUACAUAAUAAUUUAUUUAUAAUGUCAGAAAAAGAAGUAUCCGUACGUGGUAUGCCCAAAUGUGGACGAUUUUGGAAAACACCUAAAACCAAAUUUUCGUCCAUGAACAAAACAAAGGGUUUAAAGUUGUCUUUUGAACGUAAACAAAAACUAAGAGAAGAUAUAAAAAAAACUAGAGAGUUAUCUAGAGCUUUGAUUAAUGAAAGAAAUGCAGAAAACGAGGCUAGGAAAGAACGACGACGUGAAAAUAUCAAACGACGCGCAGAAAAUCAAAGAAAAUCUGAAAUUGUUCAAGUGAUUAAGAAUCCCGCCAAAAUCAAGAGAAUGAGGAAAAAAGCAAUGAGGCAAAUUGAAAAAAGAGAUACAUUAAAUAUUAAAUAAUAUUCUUAUUUUUGAAAUAUAACUAAUUAAUAAUUGUAAUAUAAAGUAUUCUUUAAAUAUAAUUUUUCAAAUUUAUUAAAGACUUAAUUAAUAUACCAAUAAUACCAGAUACAAGGUGAAUGGUGAUAAUUAUAUAUUUAAGUUCACACAUGACAGGGUGUUACCACUGGGUAUCUUCCCUAAUCUUAUUAUUCACAUCACUCUUACUUGUCACCUAUCAAACCUACUUAUUAUACUAAGAAAUGUAUAGAUUGUAGAUUACUUCAAAUAAAUAAAAAAAAAAAAAAAA